Molecule: messenger RNA, 3324 nt
Organism: Hyaena hyaena (striped hyena)
Lineage: Eukaryota; Metazoa; Chordata; Mammalia; Carnivora; Hyaenidae
Gene: GK5
Product: glycerol kinase 5
Exons: 16
Coding region: 100-1710 (536 amino acids)
Biological process (GO): triglyceride metabolic process; glycerol-3-phosphate biosynthetic process; glycerol metabolic process
Cellular component (GO): mitochondrion
Molecular function (GO): glycerol kinase activity
Source: RefSeq, a predicted model, not a curated record
GCGGUGGCCCUGCGGGGCGCGCUCGGUCCCUGAGGUGCGGGCCUUUAUAAACGUUCCCGCUCCGUAGGCGGUUGUCGCGGAGAAGUUUGCGGGGUCGGGAUGGUCGGUGUGCGUGCGGUCUCAGAGCAGAGGCGCCCGGAGCAGAGCGCGCCAGUCCCGCCUCGCGCAGGCUUCGUGCUAGGGCUGGACGUGGGCAGCUCGGUGAUCCGCUGCCACGUCUAUGACCACGCGGCGCUGAUCCGCGGCUCCAGCGCGCAGAAGGUGGAAAGUCUUUGUCCUCAAACUGGCUGGGUUGAAAUUGAUCCGGAUGUUCUCUGGCUUCAGUUUGUUACUGUAAUAAAAGAGUCUGUUAAAGCUGCAGGAAUAGAGAUGAAUCAAAUUGUUGGUCUUGGCAUUUCAACACAGAGAGCAACUUUUAUUACGUGGAACAAGAAAACGGGAAAUCAUUUUCACAACUUCAUUAGUUGGCAAGAUCUAAGAGCCAUUGAGCUUGUAAAAUCUUGGAAUAAUUCACUCAUUAUGAAGCUAAUACAGAGUUCCUGCCGACUGCUGCACCUUUUCACUAGAAAUAAACGAUUUUUAGCAGUCAGUUUGUUCAGUUUCACAAACCAGCAUGUUUCUUUGAGAUUGGCCUGGAUUUUACAGAACCUGGUUGAGGUGCAAAAGGCAGUUGAAGAAGAUAAUUGCUGCUUUGGGACAAUUGAUACCUGGUUGUUACACAAGCUCACAAAAGGUUCUGAAUUUGCCACAGAUUUUUCAAAUGCCAGCACAACUGGGCUGUUUGACCCUUUUAAGAUGUGUUGGAGUGGGCUCCUGACUUCCCUGCUUUCAAUACCAUUGUCUCUCCUGCCUCCUGUGAAGGAUACGAGCCACAAUUUUGGAUCAGUGGACGAAGAGAUAUUUGGUGUGCCUAUACCAAUAGUGGCCUUGGUCGCCGAUCAACAAUCAGCCAUGUUUGGAGAGUGCUGCUUCCAGGCAGGAGAUGUGAAACUAACCAUGGGAACUGGGACAUUUUUGGAUAUUAAUACUGGAAAUAACCUGCAACAUAGUGUUGGAGGCUUUUAUCCACUAAUUGGGUGGAAGAUUGGGCAAGAAGUUGUAUGCUUAGCUGAAAGCAAUGCAGGAGACACUGGUACAGUCAUAAAAUGGGCUCAAGAAUUAGAUCUUUUCACAGAUGUUGCUGAGACUGAAAAAAUGGCCAAAAGUUUGGAAGAUUCUGAAGGAGUCUGUUUUGUUCCAUCUUUUACUGGAUUGCAGGCUCCUUUAAAUGACCCCCAUGCAUGUGCCUCUUUUAUGGGUUUGAAGCCUUCCACCAGUAAAUACCAUCUUGUACGAGCAAUAUUGGAAUCAAUAGCUUUCAGAAAUAAACAGUUAUAUGAAUUGAUGCAGAAAGAGAUCCAUAUCCCUGUGACAAAAGUCCGGGCAGAUGGAGGAGUUUGUAAGAACAAUUUUGUCAUGCAGAUGACUUCAGACCUGAUUAAUGAGAAAAUAGAGAGACCUGUCAACAUAGACAUGUCGUGCCUUGGUGCAGCUUCUCUAGCUGGCCUUGCUGUUGGAUUUUGGACUGACAAGGAGGAACUAAAGAAACUGAGGCAAAGUGAAGUGGUUUUCAAGCCACAGAAGAAAUGGCAAGAAUAUGAAAUGAGUAUGGAAAACUGGGUCAAAGCAGUGAAACGCUCCAUGAAUUGGUAUAACAAGAUGCAACAGUAACUGGAAUGAUAGAACCAUAUAUGGCUGGUUGAUGUGAUGUGCGGAUGAGACACAGCUCAGGGAUAAUAACAAAUAUGACGAUGACUGAGAAGAUUUACAAGGAGCUUUGUGCAACCUGAAAGAAAAAACAGUGCUUUUUUGAAUACAAAACAAAAAUCCCUCAUUUUUUAAUAUAAACCUGGGUAAAAUUGUAAGGCAACAGUACCUCAAAACUUUAUAUCUUCUGUUUUGUAGCAGAUUCCAAAGGACGUUAGCCAUUUCCAGCCAUAUUUUUACAGCUAUGGGUCCUCCUCCUUUUUAUACUGGGUCAGUGAUCUACACAAACAUAAUUAUUUACUAUCUGAGUUACUAGUUCUGGGUCAAGCACCAUUCAUGUUUUGUUCCAAAACUAAGUGACAAGUGUUCCUUUAAUUCUUUAAAAUUAAAUGGGCUACAUGAAGUUCAUAUAGCUAGAAAGAAUGAAGAAAUGUGAAAUUUUGAAAUGUUAAUAUUUAAAACCAUAACUGUUCAAUACUGUAUCUAAGUAUGAGCUCAAUAUGCCCCACAGAUAGGCUUACUUGUUAGUCAGUUCUUUCUUUUAUUGGGCUUAAAGACACUGCCUUAAUUUUUACUUGUUUAACCAAAUCUGAACACUCUUUACAUAUUGAAAAAUAACUUCAGUUACUGAAACUAAAAAGGGUAUUGAUUCAUCAGGAACAAGAAGAUAUUUUCUUUCUCAAACAGCAUUUCUUUCAAAAACUUCUGGCUAAGUAUGACAUCGCAUUUUUUUACAAAAUCUAGGUAGUGAAUAUAAAUCUUGCUUUUCUUUUCAUAUUCUUAUCUUUGUUGUUGAGAUGCUUGCAUAAAUGUCUUUUGCUUUUAUUAAGUGCCUAAUUGACAGCGCUUAAUUUGAAGAAGGUGCCCUAAUUCAUUGAUGACUUAAGAAUUGCCUUCAUUGCAAUAUUUAACUUGUCCAGGUAUCUUUUAUUUUUGUCCAAUCUGCUUAUCUCUCUGAGACAGGAGCAGUGGGUAGCGGACAGAGGUAAUCAGAGUAUAUCCAUGCUAAUGGCCCACCUGGGCCAGAGCUCUACAGAAAGGAGCAGGGAUAGUUCUGCAUUCUCAAACUUUCUUGAUAGAAACAAAUGUUAAAGAAUCAGAGUUGUGAGUAGCUUUAGGCCUGGUGUAAAAUUGUCCUAUGCCUGGAGACUACCUUCGAACCUUUUCUCGUAUUACUUGCCCCUCUCUCCAUUUGGGCUAGGUUCCAUUUAGAUUUGUAGCAAUAAUGAAUUUAUUUCCCUCUUAGUCAGGCUUUAUCACAUGAAGUCUUACUGUUCUAGAACUAGUUGUUAAAUACUAAUGUAAUUUAAAAAGUAACUUACAGAGAAUUUUGUGGUUACUGUCACAUAUAUCCAUUUCAGUGAUAGAUGUGAUCGAUCUAGAGGCUACAUUGCAUUUCUGCAAAUUCCAUUUCAGUGAACUUUGUCUUCUUAAAGUAUUAACAUUUUUGAUGGGAUCAUUAUAGCCAAUAUAUAGUAUCAUUAACUCCACUAAUUAAGAUUUGGAAAUAUUUUUGUUGAGUGGAGUUGUUUUGUUUACUGUAACAAGUCUGAUUCUAUUAUGUAGAUAAUGUUCUUU